Portunus trituberculatus (swimming crab) is the source of this 7271-nucleotide messenger RNA. RefSeq names its product tumor necrosis factor alpha-induced protein 8-like protein (gene sigmar). The record is from RefSeq and is a predicted model, not a curated record. Bases 154 to 717 code for a protein of 187 amino acids. The transcript is spliced from 4 exons. Gene Ontology annotation, biological process: regulation of apoptotic process. Lineage: Eukaryota; Metazoa; Arthropoda; Malacostraca; Decapoda; Portunidae. Gene Ontology annotation, cellular component: cytoplasm.
CACUCCGCCACCACCACCACCACAGCCGCCGCCGCAGCCUCGCCUGGCAGUCGACUCGACAAACGUGUCAGUUGUUGUGUGGCGGCCGUGCUGUGCUAGGUGCUGUAUGCCUCCACCCUCUCUCUCCGUCAGCCGCUCCACACGCCACGCAGGAUGGGUGACUCCUUCAAGGCGCGGGAUAUCAGCCUGAAGGCGCAGAAGAAGCUCCUCAGCAAGAUGUCCAACAAGACCAUAGCCAAGAAUUUCAUUGACGGCAACCUGGCCUCCGUGUUGGACAACUUGUAUUCACUCUUCAAGGGAUAUACAGGGAACAAGAAGGAGGCGGAGAAAGUGGUCAAGAACAUCAUCAAGAUCGUGGUGAAAAUAAACAUUCUGUACCGAAAUGACGAGUUUUCUGCAGAGGACUUAAAAGUUGCCAACCAGCUGCGCAACAAGUUCAACACGAUCGUGAAAACGGUGAUCAGUUUCUACGAGGUGGCUUUCACGUUCGACAAAGUGUUCCUCACCAAGAUCAGCAACGACUGCCGGGACCUCCUGAAGCAGCUGGUCGGCAAUCACCUCACGGACAAGAGCCUGGGCAGGAUAGACCACGUGUUGGAUGCCUUUACCGACCCCGCCUUCAUGGAGGAGAUGUUCAGGCCGGAGACCCCGCACCGGCCCAUCCUGCAGAAGAUUAUUGAAGACAUGAGUAAAGCGUUUGAUGAAGGAGGCAUCUGAGGGCACUUUUCUUUGUUUUUUUAGGUGUCUUCCAUGUAUCUUCAACGUUUUAACCCUUCCAUAUUCUCAUUUCGUGUUUUUUGUGUGUUUUUUUUCUUUUUCCUUUUUAGGUAUCUUCCAUAUCUAAACUUCUUCGCUCUUUCAAACUCUCAUUUCAUGUUUUGUUUUUUUUGUGUGUGUUUUUCUUCUACUUUUUAUCUCUUGUUUGUACUUUUUCGGGGGCGUCUGAUAACACGGCGUCUGUCCCUGCGCACAAAACAUUUCCUUACGAUGCUCUAACUCUCACACACACACACACACACACACACACACACACACACACACACACACACACACACACACACACACACACACACACACACACACACACAUUGGUUCUUCAUGUGUUUUGUGUCGGUUCUUUUAGUAUUUUUCUAUCUCCUAGUGCUCUCCUCCAAACGCCAUAACCUUGUACAGAUGCUCAAUUUGCAAUCAUUCUCCUCGUAUCUUCACCUGCUACACGGGAACAAGUUCAGUGGUUCUCCACGUGCUGUUUUGUGUCAGUUUUUACACGUGUUCUUAUCUACUUAUAUUUGUUCCUGCGUUAUAAACUAGUCUGGACUCUAAAAUGCCAAUAAUUCUCUUACUCCUACUACACAUGCACACAUUAGCUACUUAAAAUCUUUCUGUUACUUCUACAUGUGUUUUUGUUUACUCGUAUAUAUAUAUAUAUAUAUAUAUAUAUAUAUAUAUAUAUAUAUAUAUAUAUAUAUAUAUAUAUAUAUAUAUAUAUAUAUAUAUAUAUAUAUAUAUAUAUAUAUAUAUAUAUAUAUAUAUAUAUAUAUAUAUAUAUUCUCCGCCACAUGCGCCACGAUCUCAUAACAACGCGAAAAUUUAAAUAAUUCUCCUCCUUUUACUUAUGCACACGGUGGCUCCUCUAGCAUCUUAUUUUGGCCAUUGGUACGUGUGUUUUAUCUGCUCAUCUCUUCCACAUGCACCAUGGCCUCAUUACGACGUUAAAAUCCCAUCACUUUCUCUGCUCACGUUCCUAUUACUCCUAAUCCCACACGUGGUUUGCCACCUGCGUUUUUCUCGUCAGUACUUAGUCGUGCCUCAACCUUUUGCUUCACGUUUGUGCUGUACGUAGUCUAGGUGUGCACAUUAUCAAUUAUCAAAUUGAUAAUGUUUUUAAGGACUGUUUUCAGUAAUAGUUUAACAAGGUCGUGAGAUGUUAGUUUUUUAUUGAUAGUUAAACAGCGGUAAUGGUAAUUAUAAUCAGGCUUUCGAAGACCACUUCAAUAAUAGUUAAACAAACUCGUGCGGUAUUUAACUUUUCAAAGGCACUUCUAGUGAUUGUUCAAUUUGCCAUAAUGACACUUGUUGGAAUGUUCUAGGAUCAUAUCGUGAUUCCAAAGAUAGUUUAACAGGAUUUCAGCAUCGCCAUAAGAAAAAAAAAAAAGAAAGAAAGAAAAUUAUUACAAACUGACUCUAGGUUCAUGAAAAUGCCACUGAAAACCAUAUUAACUUCCACGAUAACUUGCUAAUAAUGGUCAAGGUGAGAAGGCGAAACAUUUGAGACCAUAGACAUGAAUCAGUCAGUGGUCGUGUAGUGAAAGCAUUGAAUUUCCUAGUUUUGUACCAUUGCUUUGGGUGUGUUUGCUGUUACCUGGCCGUGCAGCUCUUCCUUUCCCGUGCCUGGCUGAGAGUGGUUCAUUGUGAAGUAAGAACCAACAUCUAAUUGUCUUUCUUAUCAUUAUUUGGGUUGAUUUGAUUCGAUUGACUGAUUCCACCAGUGCGCCAAACAACACUUAGUAAAAUUACUUAAGAGAAGGAUAGUUAUGUUAUCCAUCAUUAUUUAUUUCCCUUCAUUACCUUAAAAGACGAACGUUACUGGAAAAAUUAAUUAUCCAUCGACACACUUAUUGGUCAUUUUUACUUAAAACUAGUUUGUGGGUGUUUUUAUUUCUUAAUUACAAAGCGAACAUCUUGGAUGGAGAAUAGUUGUUACGUGGUUCAUGCACACUCUUACUUGUCAUUAUUACUUACAAGACACUCGUAUUGAGUCUUUAUUACUUAAGAAGACGAAAUCCAUUUCGGUGAUACUUCCUAAUUAUUUCUUAGAAAGACGAGAAUUAUUUACUACUACUUCAGUGAAAUAUAUUGCUCAUUGGUAGUGUGAUUAAAGAUAAUGCGCUGAAUGUGUUAACGAGACAUUUAACUUAUAACGACGAUAACAGGAACAAUAACUGCAGUAACAAUGAAAGUAUCAACAAUUACAAUAACAAUAAUGUAAUAAUUACAAAUUCACUGGACCACUGAUGAAACCGCUUGUUGAUAAUUACAGUGAACAGUAAUAGACUUAUGAUAUGUAAAGUAAUCUGAAAUAUAUCACAACAAUAACAAUAAUCACUAAUUGAUAUAUAUAUAUAUAUAUAUAUAUAUAUAUAUAUAUAUAUAUAUAUAUAUAUAUAUAUAUAUAUAUAUAUAUAUAUAUAUUGAUAUUGAUAUUGAUAUGACCAGUUGUUGAAAAAAUAACAAUAAUAAUGUGUAAUAAUUGACAUGUAUGGUAUAACAUGAUCUAAACAUGAACACUGCAGCUCAAUAAUAAGGCUAAUCAUAACAAGAAGAAUCACUGUAUUGCAUUAUGGGAGAACAGUUCAUAGUGUAUUUCAAUAGAUGUGCUAGAUAGGAGUGUAAACAUUUUAUAUUAAAUGAGUGUAACUGAGAUUGGUAUCAACACACGAUAAUGAUUAUAUGAGUCAUAAACAAGUCUUAACACUAUUACCGAAAACACUUGUCCAUGGAAAAGAAUAUCAUAGCGUACAGUAAUAAGUGUUGUAGUCACAUUACUCAAAACAAUAAUAAUAAUAGUAAUAAUAAUAAUGAUAAUGAUAAUCAAACGAUAACAUUAAGAUUUCAUUGACAAACUUAACCAGAAACACUCGUCGAAAAGAAUAUAGCGUACGAUAAUAGGAUUGGAUGGUAUGACUUCGUAUUGCUUAAACAGUCAUACCAGAAAUGAGGCAUCUCUCUCUCUCUCUCUCUCUCUCUCUCUCUCUCUCUGACUUUAUUCCCACAAGUGAUGGCUCAGAAUAGGAGUGAGUCGCACGCGUGAAGAGUGGAGGGAUUAUUAUGCAAGUGUGGCAUGUGUGGAGGAGCACUCUUAGGAUCAGGACGAGAGUGGGAGAGGCAGGAAGAGGAGAGGGCGAGUGGGAGAGGGAAGAGGCAGGGAGAAGUUGAGGAGUGGGAGUGUAUGGAGAGGCAUGGAGAUAAGUGAGAGGCAAGGAGUUCGGGAGUGGACUGGAGGAGUAUGGACCGAAAAAAAGCUAGAGAGAAGAGAGUGGUGAGGUAAAAAUAGGUAUAGAAAGGGAAGAAGAGCAUUGUAAGAGAGACGGAUGUGUGGACCAAAAGACAAGACAAUAGCCAGUAAUAAGAAUCUUUUUGCUUUCCCGCCACGACAAUUUUCAAAGAUGUUUAAGAGUGUUUCACCCGUUGAUAACAUAGAAAUCUUGCCAUUAGAACCAUAAAAGCAUCCUUUAAAACCCACGUCACUCAACUAAAGUUAUGGAAGUGGUGGAGGCAGAGGUAGCGAGGACUGAAGAGUGAAGCAGCAAGACACGAGUGAAACACUUUUACAUGACGGAGGAAAGUGACGCUAGCAAGAAUAGCGACAAUGAACUAGGAGUAAUAUGGAUGAUGAUGAUGAUGAUGAUGACAGUGACGUUAGCAAAUACGUUCAUGACCCUAACAAGAAUAAUGAUAAUGAAUAAGAGGUGUUGUUAUGAUGAUGGUUGACGUACAGUAAUGGUAAUGAUAAUAGUUACGGUAGUAAUAUGAUAAUGAUAUUUAUUUUCUUAGUUGUUUUAUCUAUCUUUUUAUUUGUUUCUUGGUGGUCUUCUUUACGUACUAUUUUUUCUUUGUUUAUUUAGUUAUUUAUUUUAAUACUAAAGCCAGUAAUAAUAAUAGUGACACUUCUAUACAUUAUUCGUUCGUUACAUGGGGAAAAAUGGACAAAGCUGUGAUUGUAAAAGUAAUACAUAAUUAUUUUCUUUCAGGAUUACGAAGUAUUUUCUUCGGUUUUUAGAUACCUAUAUGCAGGAAAUGUUUAUAUAACAAUCGUGAAUAAAAAAAUGAACGAUUAAUAAUGCUAAACAAUAAUAAUAAUAAUAAUAAUAAUUAAUAAUAAUAAUAAUAUCCUGACAAUAAUAUUACUGAAAUACAAGAAGCAGUAGUAAUGAAAGUUUAAAACUCGUCUUAGUGAAGGAGGAAAGAGGAUUACUGAAAUAACUUGUUACUUUUUUGGCAUUAGUAAGUAAUUGAGUAAAUAAACAAAUAAACGAACAUCAACUAAAUAACUUGUUAACGAAAAUUAAAAGAAAAAAUUGUUCUCAUAUGAUGAUACACACACACACACACACACACACACACACACACACACACACACACACACACACACACAUACAUACAUACAUACAUACAUACAUACACACACACACACACACACACACACACACACACACACACACACACACACACACACACACACACACAGUAGCUAGUUUCAUCUAGUUCCUAAAACGUGGCAUUAUUAUACAAUCUCUAAUGAAAUUGUUAGUGUUAAUUAGGUGACUGUGUGUGUGUGUGUGUGUGUGUGUGUGUGUGUGUGUGUGUGUGUGUGUGUGUGUGUGUGUGUAAAUAAACCACGAGUGAGUCUAAUGAAGCACAAACUCAUGAAAAGAGUGAGAGGUUGAACAAGUGGUGUUGGGUUACAACAGUUCAAGGCUUCCCCCCACCACCCUCCCAUAAUCCUCUCCCACUCUUACUCCCCUUCCAUCUCCCCCUCUUCUCUCCUUUUGAAAUGAAUACAGAAUAUAGAGAAGCGUAAAAUGAUAUUUGCGUUUGUGUGUGUGUGUGUGUGUGUGUGUGUGUGUUUUCAUUUUUUUUUUCCAUUUUCGCAUCUUUCUAUUUUUUUUUUAUUGUUCUUGCUCUUUAGCUUGUUGUUGUUCUUGUUGUUGUUUUCUUCUUUGAGUUAGUGAAGAUACACACACCACCUUUCGAAACAUACAACAAGGAAGAGGAGAAUUAAUGUGACAAAUAUGUGUCUGUACCACAUUUUCUGAAGUACUGACGGAGAAUAAUACGUUUUUCAACCUGAACGAGACAAUAGAGUGUGUUGCGAAAUCAAAUACGAAGGAGAAAUACGAGACAAGAACAGGAGAAGGAGAAAGUAAGAAAAUAGGAGGAAUAAAUCAUAAAAAUAUAUAUAUAUAUAUAUAUAUAUAUAUAUAUAUAUAUAUAUAUAUAUAUAUAUAUAUAUAUAUAUAUAUAUAUAUAUAUGGCAUGAUUACGAAAGACUACCAUAUUUUGAGUGUCUGAAUAUAUUCCUUUACAUUACACAAUGCAUGUCCCCUUAUAAUAUUAUCUCACGUUUCUUUGUUUCUAUAGCGCCAUUGUGUACAUCCACUCAUUCUUGCGUAGUUCUAUAUAUGUAGGCUCAACUUUUAUUUGUGUACGAUAUUCCCUGUGUGUAGUACGAUGGCUGUCAGGAGGAAGUAUGAUGACGUUACUUAACUAGGCGUAUUACCUUUUAUUAGCUAUUUCAUCGUUACCUGGCUCACCUGUGCAGGCCGCCAGGUGUUCUAUGUGUACUUGUACAUACUGAGACGCCCCCGUGGAGGUUAAAUAUAAGUUCUUUUUCUCCUUUUUUUAAGCGUGAAUGGAAUUUUUACAUAGGCCUGAGUGAGUUGUACAGCUGCCCCUUUGUAUCUAUAAAGCCUCAUAGAAAAAUAGACAGAUAUAAAUAUAUUAUAGUAUAUAUAGAUAUAUAGAUAUAUAUAUUUUCCAUGCUGAAGUAUUGUAGUAAUGAUAAUAAUGGUGUCUGUGUCUGUUUUGCUGUAUAUUCAUUAUAGUUGCUAUUACUUUUUUUCUUUUAUGAUGUGUGUGUGUGUGUGUGUGUGUGUGUGAGAGAGAGAGAGAGAGAGAGAGAGAGAGAGAGAGAGAUGCGUACGCGUGACAUGCCAGUUUGUGUGUGUGUGAAAGAGAGAGAGAGAUGCGUACGCGUGACACGCCUGUGUGUGUGUGUGUGGAGGCAAGACGCGCAUGUUUCGCCCGUCACCUCUGAAGUGUGACCGACUGCCGCACCUCAUUCGUGCACCUGUCACCUGAACGUAUUACAUAUUGCAUUUUGUUUUGCCAGAUUUUGUAGCUCUGCUUUUUUCCACCAUGACACAGACGGAGAGAACUUUGAGUCAUGGUUUUUUUUAUUAUUUGUUAUUCAUGUAUUACUUUAUUAAGAAAUGUGUUUUUUUUUCUAUUGUAUGUUCAUUUUUCUGUUAUCACUUUUCGUAUUAAUUUUCAUUCAUUUCUCUCCUAGGAUUUAUUUUCUGAUGUACAUAUCUUGAGUAAGCUUGUAAUGCUUUUUUUUUAUUCUAUUUAUACAAGUAUUCCCUUUAUUUAUUCAUUAAUUGUAUAUUAUCUUUUUGAUAAGCAAUGGACACAAAACAAUACAACGCUGCUGAAGGAAUCUUGCAACCACACUGUAUUUACAAAGAUAUUUUAUAUGUAUAAGUUUCAAA